This is a messenger RNA of Nicotiana tabacum (common tobacco), 2122 nucleotides long. Its product is annotated as exocyst complex component EXO70H1-like. Lineage: Eukaryota; Viridiplantae; Streptophyta; Magnoliopsida; Solanales; Solanaceae. The record is from RefSeq and is a predicted model, not a curated record. Gene Ontology annotation, molecular function: phosphatidylinositol-4,5-bisphosphate binding. Gene Ontology annotation, biological process: exocytosis. Gene Ontology annotation, cellular component: exocyst.
UCGUUUUCUAUUAUUCCUCUAGCUAUAAUAUAUAUAUACCCUCUCAUCUCCAUUAAAACCGAUCAUAAAUCUUCAAACCUAGAGCUGAAAUCUUCAUUCUUCAUUCAAAAAUCACACACUAAUCAUAAAUAAUUCGAUAAUACAAGUGAACUGAAGACGUUCGAUAUGCCGAAAAAAGACCUGAGAAAUCUUUGUUGUUCUCCAAAACGUUCAUCUGAUAGUACUUCUCAAUCUACUUCACAAUUAUCUUCCCCUUCACGUUUCUCGUUUUCAUCUUCUCGCCCGAGUUUUUCCGAUUCGGUUAUGGAUCGGACCCUGGAGAUGGCGGAGCCGAUGAUCAUGAAAUGGGACCCUAACACCACUACCUUCGCCAAAGUGACUUCUCUGUUCUAUGAGAAUAGAAGAGAAGCCAAGGAUUUUAUCAAGUGUGUGUAUAAUCUUCAAAAGGCCAUGCACUUUCAUUCAACUGAGAAUUCGAAAUCCGAUAAGCUUGUUCGUGCUCAAUCUCUAAUGCAAAUUGCAGUGAAACGACUCCAAAAGGAGUUUUACCAGAUUCUAUCAAUGAACAGAGCUCAUUUGGAUCCUGAAUCCAUAUCCACCGUGUCCUCUCGAACUUCGAUUCGUUCGAGUAGUUCUGAUAUCGACGAUGAGAACGAUGAUGAUCGUGUAAUUGCCGGUGAGUCUGUUUCUGAAGUUGAGGACUUUUCUACUGUUGUAAUGGCGGAUUUGAGAUUGAUAGCAGAGUGCAUGAUUUCUUCUGGCUAUGGAAAAGAAUGUGUGAAGAUUUACAAAGUUAUACGUAAAUCGAUCAUUGCUGAAGCCAUUUACAGACUCGGAGUUGAGAAAUUGAGUUCUUCGCAGGUUCAUAAAAUGGAUUGGGAAGUAUUGGAUCUGAAAAUUAAGGAUUGGCUUAACGCAGUGAAUGUAGCCGUGAAAACAUUGUUCAACGGAGAGAGAAUUCUCUGCGAUCACGUCUUUGUAUCAGAUGAUUCAAUAAGAGAGUCGUGUUUUACUGAAAUAUCAAAAGACGGAGCCAUGAUUCUGUUUAGCUUCCCGGAAAAUGUGGCGAGAAAUAGCAAGAAGUCGCCGGAAAAAGUGUUCCGUCUUCUCGAUAUGUACACCGCCAUUGCAGAACACUGGCCGGAGAUUGAAGCUAUAUUUUCUUUCGAUUCAGAAUCCGUUGUCCGAUCUCAAGCGUUGACGUCACUCAUCAAGCUCGGCGAAUCUAUAAGGACGGCGUUAGCUGAAUUUGAAAUUGCUCUACAGAAGGAAUCCUCAAAAACGCCGGUGGCCGGCGGUGGAAUCCACCAUCUGACCAUUGAUGUAAUGAAUUAUAUCAUUUUACUCGCUGAUUUCAGCAAUGUACUCUCUGAUAUCCUCGCCGAGGCUCCUCCGCCGGCGAAAGUUCCGUUGCCAGAAUCAUAUUUCGGUAUUUCCGAUUCAAACGAAUCUCCGGCACCGGCGAUCUCACUCCGAUUCGGUUGGUUAAUUCUCGUUCUUCUCUGCAAACUAGACGGCAAAGCGAAGUACUACAAGGACGUAUUCCUGGCGUAUCUCUUCUUAGCCAACAAUCUCCAAUACGUCGUUGUAAAAGUCUGUACAUCGAAUCUCAAGUACUUGCUAGGCGAAAAUUGGAUAACAAAACACGAGGAAAAGGUCAAACAGUUCGCGUCAAACUAUGAACGGCUAGGAUGGAGCCACGUCAUUGAAUCCCUCCCGCGAGAGCCAAGCACAUCCAUGGCUCCCAACCAAGUGAAGGAGAUUUUCAAGAGAUUCAAUUCAUCAUUUGCGGAAGCUCACCGUAAGUAUUCUAUCUGCGUCGUACCUGAUAGUAAACUCCGCGAUGAUUUAAAAAUAUCAAUCGCGAGAAAAAUACUCCCAGUGUAUAGAGAAUUUUACAAUAAAUAUAGAGGUGCAAUAGUAAAAGAGAGACAUUCUGCUCAUGUUAUUAGAUUUGCUCCAGAGGAUGUAGAGCAUCAAUUAUCUGAUUUAUUUUUUGAACUGAUUAUUGAAUCAGAAAGUUCUUCAUCAUUUGAGUUCUCCCCCUCACAUACACAUCACGGUUGCGAUGAAUAAAAAUGUUAGAGUAUUUUUUAGAUUUGGUAAUGUAAUUAUGUUGUAC